CACACGCCACCACCUCGAAUUUUGGAACACACACUCCCUCAGACCCCCGCGCGCCACACACGUACUCCUUUUUCUCUCUCUCUCUGUUUCACAUUCAUUCAUUCAGUGAGGCUUUCAUGCUUUGAGAAGCCACAUGAACUCCACUGACGCCAACAGCCACCAAUCAUCAAUGGGUACGGCGUCGACGCCGUCCUCAGACGGGUCAGGGAAGAAGGUCCGGAAGCCAUACACCAUCACCAAGUCCAGAGAAAGCUGGACCGACGAGGAGCACGACAAGUUCCUUGAAGCUCUUCAACUGUUUGAUCGAGACUGGAAGAAAAUCGAAGAUUUUGUGGGUUCGAAAACCGUUAUUCAGAUUCGAAGUCAUGCCCAGAAGUACUUCUUGAAAGUUCAAAGGAGCGAGACAACAGCACACGUGCCUCCUCCGCGGCCAAAGCGCAAGGCUGCUUAUCCUUACCCGCAGAAGGCCUCAAAAAAUGUUUUACUUCCGUUGCACGCAUCCGUUGCUUAUCCUUCUUCAAUGAAUGCCAUUUCAUCUACGUAUUCUCCUUGGGAUGAAAAUUCCAUUUUGAUAAACCCUCCAUCGGACCAAAUUCUGUUGUCACAAGAAGAAUUUACUAAUCUUCACGGACCUGAAGCUGAUAUUGGAUCAAAGGGGUUAUCAAGGAUUAACACAUGCAGUCUUAAUGGCCCCCUGCCAAGUUCCGAGAUACCGAAUCAAGGGAAACAAGCUCUUGGGCGUCAUGGUCUUCCUGAUUUUUCCCAAGUUUAUGGCUUCAUCGGGAGUGUUUUUGAUCCAGACACAAAAGGUCACGCUCAGAAACUCAGGGAAAUGGAUCCCAUUAAUUUAGAAACUGUUCUGUUGUUAACGAGGAAUCUCAUCAUCAACUUGUCCAGUCCGGGCUUUGAGCCAAUGAGGAAGGUCCUGGUAUCAUAUGAUGUCAAUACGAAAACAGUAGAUGCAGGAAUUGUCCCCACGAAGCUGAGUAACGGUCUGUCAUGUUGAACUUCUUCGUACUUACACCCGCUGACUGGUGUGUGUUUUGGAGCAAAACUGUAGUGUUUCAAGAACAGCAAAUGCCAACUCCGACGUUAGGAAUGUAGUUCUGCAGCCACAAUGCCAACAGCGUUACAGGAUGCUGAAUGGAAGAAACAUUUGAAUUGGUUUUCAAGCUGCGCAAAGGAUCUAAAUUGUCUGGUGGCCUCAAUGGAUGAUUUAUUCGUAACCCGGAUUUUGUCCAGACCUUCCAGACAAGUAUAUGUACAUCCUGUAACAUUUGCUUAGUUUAGUUUUCUCCUCCUUCUUUCUCUCUUUUAUUAACAUUUUCUGUUAAGGAAACAAAUUUAGGUUUGCAUCUUGUGCCACCAAACAAAUCUAACUACCAGAACGGAGAAUUCGAAUUCUUAUAGCAAACCUAGAAAAAAUGUCUUGAGCUGUAUUUCGUAUAGGUUACUUCCUGCACUUCAUGUAAUUGUCAAUUUGGGGUUAGUUGUAUCAAAGUUACAAGGGAAAGGCUUUUUUCUGCGA
Pyrus x bretschneideri (Chinese white pear) is the source of this 1528-nucleotide messenger RNA. RefSeq names its product protein REVEILLE 8. The coding region runs from base 134 to 1006 and encodes 290 amino acids. The record is from RefSeq and is a predicted model, not a curated record. The transcript has 8 exons. Gene Ontology annotation, molecular function: DNA binding. Lineage: Eukaryota; Viridiplantae; Streptophyta; Magnoliopsida; Rosales; Rosaceae.